This is a messenger RNA of Caenorhabditis bovis, 810 nucleotides long. Lineage: Eukaryota; Metazoa; Nematoda; Chromadorea; Rhabditida; Rhabditidae. The record is from the annotation of a GenBank genome assembly.
AUGCUCAACCUCAUACUUGCACUUAUACCGGCCGUCGUCGUCGUCGCCCAGAAUCCGUUGACGAAGGCGUGGAACGAGGCGGUGCCGGGCGUUCAGCCGUUCUGGGAGAAGUACCAGACGGGACCGCACGGCAUCGUCAUUCGCGGUUGGCAAUUCUCGCGAUGCGCCAGCGAGCAAUGGACGAACUACGUCGUCAAUGUUUCGAAUAUUGUGAUAUGGCCCGAUUAUCCGCGAUUCCCGGGUCCCAUCUUUUUCAACGUCACAAUGGACGUCAGCGAGGAUUUGCCGAUCGACAAAAUCGAAAUGGAUCUUGAGGUGCGACACGCGGUGACCAACAAGCAGGGCUCGAAGGGCUGGCAGGUGAUCCCGUGCCAGGGAUGGAACAUCAUCGACGGAUGCGACGGCGUCGGCUCGUGCCGCUAUUGCGACAUGCUCGACAAGUGCAACGAGGCGGUCAAAGGGGCGCACAAGUACGUGAAGGAUCGCAAAGCGUUGGACUUCCUCAAGCAGAAUCGAUUGUGUCCGCCGCCGAAGGGCCAUUGGACGAUGACGUUCUCGAAAGUGUUCAGCUCGGAGGAUUUGCCCAAAUCGUUCUUCGGACCACUUCAAUCGAAUGAGUAUUGGCUGACGUUCUCGUUCACCGACGGCAAUGACAAGAAGCUUGGAUGCGCGCGAUUGUGGGUUGACGUGUGCAAGUACCAUUUGCAGGACAAAUCGCAAAAGUGCCUACGCGAUCCGAACGCGUUCAAAAACUUUAUCAAUGAGAUUUCGACGCAGGCUGAGCACAUCAGAUCGCGCAAUAAUGGAUAA